UAACUGUACGCUUGUCCAAGAAUCUAAACAAAAUAUUAAGUUAAUUCAUGCGUUAAAAUGAAUUCCAAAUGUUAUAAGUGCUGUGCGGUACCUCAGUGUACUUCCACAUCAAUAAAAACGCCUAACAAAUUAUUUGUACACGUUCCAAACAAGAAAUUAAUAAGGAAAAAGUGGUUAAAGCUCGCGCGGCGAAACCCGAACGAUGUAGUUACGAAUUCGCCACUUUAUUUCUGUGAAGAUCACUUUGAUAUGCCAAAUGAUAUGGAAAAUUAUAUGCAGUAUCAUGUGAUGAAAUCAGUAUCACAAGUACGUAUGAAACCAGGAUGUAUGCCCCAUAAGUUUACAUGUCAAUCUGAUAGGAAAUCACGAACAUCUGACACAACAGAGCGACCAUAUAUAGCAAAGAAACGAAGAAUGAUGAUUCUUGAAGAGUGUAAAAAGGAAUUCGAAGAAAAAUGUAUAGGUACAAAACAAUCAAGUGUUGAAGAAAUUGCAUCCAUUAGUUCAGUUCAGCAGAAUGUCGAUGAACUUCCCCAAUUGGCACCAAGGGUGUUGGAUAAAUCAGUUCAAGUAAACGGAUACAAAAAAUGCAGAAGUAAAGCUAACCAAACAAAAGUCAAUUUGGUAAAUCAGAUGACAUCACCAUCAAAGCUAUUUCAAAAUUCUGUCUCUACAUCUCCAUUUCAAAUCAAGCAUCACGGUCUUAAUACUAACCCCUCAAGGUCAAGUCGUAAUUAUUUGAGUAAAAAAGUUAAAAAAAUAGAACACUCAGAUAGUGAAGCUUCUUAUACCCCCUCAGAAGAAAGAAACCUGAAUACAGAAGCUAAAGAAACCUCAAUACCUGUAUCCCUGCUUCGGAUUGUAGCGAGAUGGUAGAGGAUGACAAAAGAAGAGAAAAUUUUAAUGCUUUAGAGUGCACUUUGAAGAAAAUUAGAAAAAACCCCCGUUCCUAUAUUGGUGUCCCUUUAAGUUGUUUUUAUUUAGUUAACUUGAUUGAAGAACAGACAAAUAUACAAUUUAAUCAUAUUUUACCAUGUCUAAAAAAGAUUAAAUUAAAUAAUUCAUUCCUUGAACUUGCUGAUGAUUUUGGAAUUGAUAAAACUUAUCCGAGCAAAAUUUUUUUGAAAAAUAUACCUAUUUUAGCAAGUGUAA
This is a messenger RNA of Colias croceus (clouded yellow), 1152 nucleotides long. RefSeq lists its product as uncharacterized. The record is from RefSeq and is a predicted model, not a curated record. The transcript is spliced from 3 exons. NCBI's taxonomy places the organism in Eukaryota, Metazoa, Arthropoda, Insecta, Lepidoptera, Pieridae. The coding region runs from base 58 to 876 and encodes 272 amino acids.